Molecule: messenger RNA, 429 nt
Organism: Striga asiatica
Lineage: Eukaryota; Viridiplantae; Streptophyta; Magnoliopsida; Lamiales; Orobanchaceae
Source: the annotation of a GenBank genome assembly
AUGGAUGAUAGAAACCCUAGUCUUCCAAUCAAGCACAACAACCUCAUCUCGGUCGAGAUAGCUCGACAAAUUACCUCCAGGGGCAAAAUUAAUUUACUCUUCCCUAAAAGGUUCGCCUCCGAGAAGUGCUGCGUGGCCGACUCGACCUCCUCGAGGUUGAACGAGUCUCUUCUGUGUGGGCCCCACAUGCUCGGGCAGCGAUCAAGUGAAGAUGGGCCCACGCUACUGAGCUGGUCCCCAUUGGACGUGUCGGAUUUGUCCCCGACCUUCUGUUUCCGGCGGCGGUGCCAGAAAAAAGCGACGGCAGCGGCCACCGCCAGCCCGAACGAGGUGGCGAUCAGGCCCGAGAUGAGCCCGAUCUUGGGAAGCUUUGAUGGGGUCUCCGAACAGAUGGUCUCGUUGCAGGCUAUGGCGAAGGCAGCCGAUUGA